AUGUUACUAAUUAAAGUUUUUUUAUUACGUAUUUUGCCAUUAACUUAUUUCAAUCAAAAAACAGUUAUAGUUUACGCUCAUGAUUACGAUAAUAUAACAUGGAACGAUACAGAUUCGACAGCUGAGAGAUAUUCGUUAUUUGUAACACCCCACGAAUUUCAAGAUUGUAAAUCCAUUAGAAAAAAUAAUAAUUCGCCAUUCGUAGUAAUUUUUCUAUUCGUCACAUCGGGUAAUUAUUUGGGUUUGGGUACGGUUGUGAAUAGUAAUACGGUAUUAACGGCUGAAAAAAUUUUCAGUCCGCCAUUUUCAAAUUACGAAAACAUAUUGGUUUUGGGUGGUACGACGUGUCCACAUUGGAGCGCGAAUACACAAGUGAGAAAAAUAGAUCACGUUUUAUUACACGAAUAUCGCGUGGCUUUAGUUAAAUUAAUUGACGAAUGGAAAUUCGAUCCUUAUUUACGACCCGCCGUUUUGGGUGAUAAAACCACGACUAGGCACACACCCAUUUACGGUAAGGAAACCGCCAUAUUUGGUAUACAUUUGAACAAAACGUAUACUUUCGGACAACCUUUACCGAAAAAAUCCGUGUAUCAUUCUGCCGUUUGCGAAGCCGUACAUUCAAAUUGGGCUAAAUGUCGUAAACUUUAUUCUAAAGAAACUCCCGGUUUUAAUAAAUUGAUGUAUUUUUGCAUUCAUCCCAACGAUAGCUACUGCCACGGCACUCUCGGAUCUCCCGUUGCCGGUGUUAAUGCCAAGGGUGAAAUACACACCGUGGGAGUCGUCGUCGAUACGAAUUGCGACGAUUUUGAUUUAGUCGUUAAAACUGCUUUUUUUGACGAUUGGAUAAAAAAACGUACUAACAAAGAUAAAAAUGUCGAUGAUUUUUAUUUUGCUAUGUAA
This is a messenger RNA of Pediculus humanus corporis (human body louse), 900 nucleotides long. RefSeq lists its product as uncharacterized. Lineage: Eukaryota; Metazoa; Arthropoda; Insecta; Psocodea; Pediculidae. Gene Ontology annotation, molecular function: serine-type endopeptidase activity. The record is from RefSeq and is a predicted model, not a curated record. The transcript has 2 exons. Gene Ontology annotation, biological process: proteolysis. Bases 1 to 900 code for a protein of 299 amino acids.